Messenger RNA from Magnolia sinica, 2083 nucleotides. RefSeq names its product altered inheritance of mitochondria protein 3-like. The record is from RefSeq and is a predicted model, not a curated record. The coding region runs from base 91 to 1830 and encodes 579 amino acids. NCBI's taxonomy places the organism in Eukaryota, Viridiplantae, Streptophyta, Magnoliopsida, Magnoliales, Magnoliaceae. The transcript is spliced from 3 exons.
CCACUCAGCAUCGUAAAAAACACCGAAAAGAAAUACAUUGAAAAUAAAUUCAAAGUCCAACUGUUUUCUACGAUAUCUGCGUCGAAGUAGAUGAGUUCGUCGCAGUUCAUGGACAAAGAGAUCUUGGGUCUGUCGAGAUCGUCUUCCCAUAACGGCGAUUUCUUCGAUCUCUUAAACCCUCGUCAGGAAGAUCAGCAGCAGCAGAAGAAAGACGACAUCUGGCCCAGCUACGAUUUCCAUCCGAUUCGGUCCGCAGAAGUCGGAGGUCCGUCAUCUUCACUAGCAGCUGCGAUGAACCUUGAAACGACAGGUGGCAUCAUCCCAGGCGCUAGGAUUUGGAAUUCGGCGGAUUCGAAGGCGAAAAACGCUUCUGGAUUUAGAAACCAUGGUUCUCCAGAGAAAGAUAGGAGCACCUACGAUACUGUUAUGGUGUCUGAGAUUGAUCGAACAAUGAAGAAACUUGCCGAUAAUCUGCUACAAGCAUUGGAAGGAGUUAGUGACCGGCUAUCACAGCUGGAGACCAGGACACGUCACCUUGAAAUCUCAGUUGAUGAUUUCAAGGUCACAGUUGGAAAUAAUCAUGGCAGCACUGAUGGAAGGCUGAGACAACUGGAGAACAUAUUGAGAGAGGUACAAAUGGGUGUACAGGUUCUUCAUGAUAAGCAAGAGAUUGCAGAUGCUCAGUUGCGGCUGGCAAAGUUGCAAGUCUCCAAGGGAGAACGCCAGCCAACUGAAAACCCGAACACCCAACAAGCAGCUUCUUCUCAACAAUCUGUAUCCCAACCGCAGGAGUCGAUUCAAUCGCACCUGCCUUUGUCUCCUCUUCUGCCACCUUCUCAAGCUCCUGUCCUCCCACUGCUGGCGCCCAUUGCUCCUCCACCCUCAAUGCAACAAAACCCACUGCCAGCUCAGCUUCAAGCUCAGUUGCCCCAGAACCAGAUGCCCUCUAUCUUGCCCUCAUUAGGAAAUGCAUACUUCCCGCAGUCAGGCCAGCCAGCGGAGGCCCACCAUCAGCAAUAUCAGAUGCCAGCUCAGCCACUCCCACCGCCUCAACAGUAUCAAGCACCCCCACAAAUUCCUCAGUACUCCCAGCCGGCCCCACCUCCACAACAGCACCAGCCUCCAGGGCUCACAUUCCCUCCACAGCUCCAACCUCCAUCAAGCCAUCAUCCUGAAGAAAGUCCUCACAUGCCACCACCUCAGACCUACCCACCAAACAUCCACCAACAGGCCCACCCACCAAACAUCCACCAACAGGCCCUGCUGACUCAGCCGCCAAGUGGGCCCCCUACAUCCCAACAGAUUUACGGGCCUCCUACAUCCCAACAGACUUACGGGCCUCCUACAUCCCAACAUACUUAUCGGCCCACCACCCACACAUAUGAACCCUCAGGGAGCAGGCCAAGUUCAGGACAGCCAGCGUUUUCUGCUGGGUAUGGCCCGCCAUCUGGGCCAACUUUCAACGAUUCAUAUCCCUAUAGUAGUUCCCCUACUCACUACAGCAGCUUGGUAAAACCGCCUCCGCAUUCUCCUUCUACACCUGCUGGUGGAAGCAGUUACCCACGACUCCCGACGGCCCAGAUACUACCACAUGCGUUACCGACUGCAAACAGUGUCAGCAGCAGUUCCAGUUCUGGCGGAACUGGGAACAAGGUCCCAAUCGAUGAUGUGGUCGACAAGGUGGUGACAAUGGGGUUCUCGAGGGACCAGGUGAGGGCGACAGUGAGGAAGCUGACAGAGAAUGGGCAAUCAGUUGAUCUGAACAUGGUGCUGGACAAGCUGAUGAACAAUGGUGAAAUCCAGCCUCAGAAAGGUUGGUUCGGGCAGUGAGCGAUGGUUAUUGCCGGUUUCCUUCCAUGGCUUGUUAUGUAUAGAAAGGUAAACCUCAUUGCUUUGAUUUCUAGUGCUGUUGAACCUUCUUCCCAUUUUCAGUGCAUUUUAUUGGAGGUUUGAAUAUAGAGCUGUUUCCAUUCAAAAAUGUAAAUUGAAAGACUAUGGUUUUUGGGGGAUUCUUUACUGUAUUUGCUUCUAAUAUAUGUUUGGAUACUUUGAAUUUCCACUCCACAUACUGAAAAAAAAUAAA